Messenger RNA from Temnothorax curvispinosus, 1607 nucleotides. It is a transcript of the gene PheRS-m, whose product is annotated as probable phenylalanine--tRNA ligase, mitochondrial. The record is from RefSeq and is a predicted model, not a curated record. The transcript has 5 exons. The coding region runs from base 255 to 1568 and encodes 437 amino acids. Lineage: Eukaryota; Metazoa; Arthropoda; Insecta; Hymenoptera; Formicidae. Gene Ontology annotation, cellular component: cytoplasm; mitochondrion. Gene Ontology annotation, molecular function: phenylalanine-tRNA ligase activity; ATP binding; tRNA binding. Gene Ontology annotation, biological process: phenylalanyl-tRNA aminoacylation.
GUUCUUCCAUGUGCGAUAAAUGGACUUGUGCGAGCCGCGAUUUAAUGCGAUACCGCGACUAGACUUACAUUGUCAUCAUCAAUAUCGAAUCAAAUAACGUUAUUUAUUUAUUAUAAGUGGUAUUCGAUGCCUGUCUUAUCAAUAUUCUGAUUUUAGUGCAAGCUACACAUACUUGGAGAUUUAUUCUGAAAUCACUUUAAGAUAAACCAGUAUAACGCACUCUUGUUAUAAGUAAGAGAAAUUAAGAUUUAAUAAUGUGGUGCAUCACGUGUCGCUUUUGCAAGGAAACCCUGAUAAACAAUGUCAAAACAGCCUGUAGGGCGGCCUCAGUUGCCACCAAUGUUAACAAGAGCAACGAGCUGGUGCUCUUGGGUCAGAAGUACGCGACGGACGACUGGACGAAUGUCACCCCAAAUAUCGUCGCCAAAUUGGGGCGAAACCUGCACGUUCAGCAAUACCAUCCGCUCUCGCAUUUACGUCAGCGCAUCGUGAAUUUCUUUUACGGACAGUUCCGCAGUAAAAGCGGGACCCCGUCGUUCAGCAUCUAUGACAAUCUGUGUCCCGUGGUUAGCGUCGCGCAAAAUUUCGACUCCCUUCUCGUGCCGAAGGAUCAUCCGAGUAGAAAGAAAGCCGACUGUUACUACGUGAACCGGGACACGCUGCUGAGAGCGCACACCACCGCGCAUCAGGCCGAGCUGAUCUCGAUGGGAUUGAAUAACUUUCUCGUCGUCGGGGACGUGUACCGACGCGACGAGAUCGACAGCACGCAUUACCCGAUUUUUCACCAGGUCGACGCGGUCAGAUUGCGCACGUCGCGAGAGAUAUUUCACGACACGAACGACUCCGAAGAUCUACAGCUGUUCGAGCACAGAGGGACGGAGAGCGACGAGAAGCAGGCUUGUCAUAGUUUGGAAGCGGUGAAACUUAUGGAGCAGGAACUGAAGGGUACCCUAACUAGUCUGGCACAAGCUAUCUUUGGGAAAGAUGUGCAGUGCCGAUGGGUCGAUCAAUAUUUCCCAUUCACGCAUCCGUCGUGGGAGCUAGAAAUAUUGUACAACGACAAUUGGCUCGAAAUACUCGGCUGUGGCAUUAUGCGUCAGGAAAUUCUACAGAGAUCCGGCGCCGUGGAUCGGAUCGGAUGGGCAUUCGGUCUCGGCUUGGAACGUUUGGCCAUGCGCCUAUAUGGCAUUCCGGACAUAAGAUUAUUCUGGAGCAACGACGCGGGCUUCCUAAAUCAGUUCAAAGUAGACGAUCCUAAUGCACGUAUCCAAUACAAGCCUGUCAGUAUAUAUCCACCUUGUACCAACGACAUAAGUUUCUGGUUGCCGGAAGACGGAAGUUAUUCUUCUAACGACUUCUACGAUAUAGCCCGAGAAAUAGGCGGCGAUUUCAUCGAACAGAUUUUAUUGAAGGAUGAAUUCACGCAUCCAAAGACCAAGAAAACAUCUCAUUGCUACAGCGUAAUCUAUAGACACAUGGAGCGUACAUUGUUUCAGAGCGAAGUUAAUAGAAUUCAUGAUAAAAUAGGAAAAGCGGUAGCCGCUAAACUCAAUGUAAUUAUCCGGUAAAGUUUGAGAAUAAAGUAUUUUCCAAAAAUGGGACUUUUA